Molecule: messenger RNA, 1806 nt
Organism: Symbiodinium sp. CCMP2456
Lineage: Eukaryota; Dinophyceae; Suessiales; Symbiodiniaceae
Source: the annotation of a GenBank genome assembly
AUGGCAGCGCAGGCGUCGGCGCCUAGCACGUCGGCGACCAGCGCAGUCAAGGUGAUAUCAAAGACAUGGGCCAGAGACUCUCAUGACCUCUUCGACUUUGAGGCACAUCAGCUGCAUACGCAGACGUUUUCGGUGCCGAAGUCCACGGUCUGCAUGCGCAAUGGCACAGAGGUGCAGAUGGUCGGGGAGCGGGAUGCGCCGCCGGCAGGAGGAGAUCCUCUCCUGCGCCUCGUGCAGCGGGAUGGGACCUUCUGGGACAUCCUGGCACGGAGGCCACGCGGCCCUCGAUUCUCCUCAUUUCUGGGACGUUCCGAGACGAGCUUCGAUGCGCUGACGAUCGAUGCAGCCGUGCUUCCCUCAGAGAAGAUGCUGGACAUUCGAAAAGCCUGCAAGUUGAAUGUGGCCGAUCCGCUGGAUCCCGUGGGUCCGGCCAAGAUCUUUCGAGACAAUUUGGAGACGGGAGCCCAGUGUGCCGAGAAGAUUGGUAGCAACCUUUUCACGGGCUCCCUCGGAGAGAGCUCCGGCACGAAAUUUAAAGGCGAAUUGCCCGUGGAGUUGGGAGGGCAGGUGCGAGAAGACGUGGAAGCCAUCCAGGACACAUGUCACGACUUCGCGUCCCUUCUUCUUCAUCGGCUGUCGCGCAAGGAAAAUAAGUCCUUGAACAAGGUGGAUGCUGUCCGUGUGUUGAAAUCCUUUGGCCGAUGCCUGGAAUCCAUGGGGCAGGGAACCACGCUGCUUGGGUGCCAGUCGGGCGGCGCUGAGGGAGAAGAUGAAGCAACGUGCGAAAAGGAGGUUGACAAGGUCCAGCCGUCCAGCAACUCCAAGAAGCUGUGGCUUGUAGUGAGAGAUCUGGUAUCCAGCAGCCAUCGGCUGCAGGAGGGUGAUGUCAUCAAGCUUGGACGGUUCAAAUUCCGUGUUCGUCAGCUGGUGGCAUCCACCUACGGUGGCAUGCAGCCAGAACUUAGGAGGCAAGAGAAGACAGCUGACGAAAUAAUUGACGCAGGUAGGUGGCAAUUUGCUCUUCUAGGGGGAGGACUCACCGCAAGUCGGAGACUCAUCUAUCCUCCCAGCUGCCAGCUCCCCGUCGGCUUGCGCUACUGGCCCAACUUCAUCACGGAGGCAGAGGAGGCGGAAUUGAUCCAGGCUGUGGAUGGUCCAGGAGCGGCCUGGUUGCGGAAGAUCCGCCGAGCGCAGCAAUUCUUUGGACUGGUUUACUACCAGACAUCCCAAUCCGUGCCGGAGUUGCAGCCGACAGCCCAAAGCUCUGCCAAGCAGCAACGUGGUCGAGACCUCGAGGAGCUACCUAGCUGGCUGAUACCACGUCUCAGGUCGUCCGGACUGUUUUCCGAGCCUGGUCGAGGCAUCAACCAAGUGCAGGCAAACGAGUACCUGGAGGAUAGCGGCAUCGGAGCCCAUGUUGAGGAUCCGGCUGCCGGAGAAACAUUGGUGACACUGUCCCUGCUGCGACCAGUACAGCUGACUCUCCAGAGGGCAGAGGAAGGUCGUCCUGUCCAUCGCGACAAAAGAGAUCCCGAGGACUGCAUCAAGGUGCUCCUCGAGCCUAGAAGUCUUUUCCUGCUGGAAGGGGAAAGCCGUCAUGAUUUUACCCACGCAAUCCGCCAGUCGAGACGAGUGCCUCUACGGGACGGCAGAGUUGUCAUCCGAGACGGGAGCUUCCGAAGGGUCUCCUUGACUUUUCGAGGCAUUGUCGAAGACAAGCGGAGCUCAAGUCGCUCGGACAUGCCAACUGGCUAUGAGACUUACGUGGUGCCGAAGGAAAUCCUGCGGAGCCAGAGCGCAAGAUGA